AUGGGAUUCUGGCUCAACAUAGCAGCGCAACGUAGCCCACAACUUGUGCACCUAAAGUUCCUAACCUCAGAAGAAGGCCGCAAUACUACUGCAAACUGGGAUCGUCUCAGCCACAUAAGACGCCACUAUUCCAUCAAAUUCAAAGGCCACUGUGCCGUGUACCUUGUCAUUUUCGUACAAGUCAUUUGGCAAGAGGGAAGUCCCGAUGUGACUGAAGGCACGCCUGCAACUCCGAACCGCCUGAGUGAGCACCAACCUACCUCUCUGGCGGAACCUCGGGCCCAAAUCAUCGUACGUGCUUCUUUUGAGCCGAUGGGAUCACUGCACAUCGCCGAGUCACGAAUAUCUCAGGAGAACUCGGAUUUUCUCUCAAAACAUCAUGACGAUUUUCCAACCGGUAGAUCAACUCCCAGCACCAGAGAGAUUGAUUCCGAUUGGGAUGAGAGGGCUGAUGAAAGGUUAAUACCGCAACGUCUCCAUCUUCGAAGCGUCAGUCCUGGCUGGGCAACCAGUCCGAACUUCAUCCGAGAAUGUUCGAUUGUUACGACUGCGAUCUUCACAAAAGUGCCACAGGCCGGAGAUGCCAGAAUAAGUACUGUAUGGAAUCUCCACCGUGGCGGUCAAGGGUCAUGGUUUGAUAGAGCUUUCUCUCUGUCGCGUCGUGGUACCCUCAAUCUUCCUGGGUAUAUCUUGAAACUUCGACGAAAGAGAGCGCCUGCGAACGACUUUAGCUCCAAUGUGCCUCGUCUGCAAGUAAAACUAUCCCAGCGAAGCGCAAUCGCACGCCUUACAGCUAUCCAUUCCGACGGUUCUGACUCUCCGAGGACUAUGGCGGGACACAGCUACAUCGACAACAACGACACGACAGGCUCCGCCUCGGACCAAGGUUCUAGCCUACCCAAUGCGUCUACGCGAGCUCAAUUCCGAUGA
Stereum hirsutum FP-91666 SS1 is the source of this 930-nucleotide messenger RNA. RefSeq lists its product as uncharacterized. The coding region runs from base 1 to 930 and encodes 309 amino acids. The record is from RefSeq and is a predicted model, not a curated record. The transcript is spliced from 10 exons. Lineage: Eukaryota; Fungi; Basidiomycota; Agaricomycetes; Russulales; Stereaceae.